Molecule: messenger RNA, 1796 nt
Organism: Paramecium octaurelia
Lineage: Eukaryota; Ciliophora; Oligohymenophorea; Peniculida; Parameciidae
Source: the annotation of a GenBank genome assembly
AUGGCUUCAGCUUUUCCUAAAUUGCCAGGUUUUGUACCCACCCAAGAAUUAGAUGUAACAUGCUUAUUUAGGCUCUUUAGAAACCCAACUUCAGAAAGGUGUCAGCAGCCAAACAAGACCAAAACAGAGAAAUUGUAACUAAUUGAAAUUCUAACAUUCUUUUUAUAGAAACAACUGCCAAAUAAAGAAUAUCCAGUACCUCGCAAAUAACCAACACAAGUGCCAUCACAAACAGGAAUGUUCAACCCCGAUUAUUUGAGCACUACUCAUGCUAUGCAUUUGCCAAAGGUAUCCAUUAUAAUCAGUUACAUCCCCUAAGAAUUCCAACAAUGAUUCAGAAGAGCUCUACCAACCCAGUUGGGUCAAGAUGGACAGACACGUCCUCAGAUUCAGUGGCUUCUUCAAAGAGGCUGUAGUUGAAUCAGCCCUAGAAAAUUACAGAAUUCGCAAACUAACUAUAUUUUACUAUUUGGAAGACCAUUCAAUUAGCAUUACAGAGCCUAAAUAAGAAAAUAGCGGUGUUCCCCAGGGAGCAUUCCUGAAAAGAUAGAAAGUAAAAACCUCUCCUUAAUGAUGCUUAAGGUUCUAAGGGCUGAUGGUUCAAAAACAUUCAUUAUCCCCGAAGAUUUUAGAAUCAAUUAAGACAUUGAGAUAUUCGGCAAAACCAUUAGACUUUACGAUUGCGAUCAAUACACUAGAGAGUUUUAUGAGGUUACAUUAUUAUGUUAAAUUUCUUAAAGGGUAUUGGACAACCUCAAGAGCACUCCUUCUCCCCAUAAUCCGAUUCAUUCGAAACUAAGACCAUGACUAAAUAUAUUCCCUAGAAGGAUACCGUCAUGAAGGACUACUUGGAACAUAAAUUAGGAGGAGGAAGAGUUACAUCUCAAAAGCAAUUCUUAGAAAACGAUAGGAAAGUAUUAUUAUUCAGCCCUACUCAAGGUUCUUAAAUUCUAUGUGUUCUCUGAUAUUGAAUAUGUCUUGCAUUACUACCUGGCUGAUGAUACCAUAGAAAUCAAGGAAAUUAAUUCAGCUAACUCAGGAAGAGUUCCAUUUCCCAUGAUGUUGAGAAGGUAGAAAUUACCAAGAAAGUUCUCUCUCAAUUAACCUGGAUAAACAUAUGCCGAAGACUUCAUUAGACCUCAGGAUAUUCAAUUCGGAUAACCGCUAAUUAUUUACAACAGAAAAUUUGUUAUUCAAGGUUGCGAUCCAUUUACAAGAUAUUAUUAUUAAGAAAAAUUUAAUGUCGAUUUCCCUUUGGGUGGAUAGGAAGAAUAACAAAUGGAACAAAGAUCAAGUAUUAAUUAUUGAUUUAUUUCAUUAGACAUUAUUAUUCCUCCUCAUAACGGUAUUGGAGAUGAGCAGGACUCCUUGGGAUACAUUUACAGAUUGUAACCAAAACCACCCAAGAAGGAUUUCUUUAAGUGGGUUGAUAAUCAAGUGAAUCUGAGAUUUUUGGCCAUGUUCAAUACUACAAAACCUGAAGAUAAGGACAGGUAUUAAUUUGAAUUUAUCCAUAGAGUUUUUGUAAUUACUUAUUUCUUAAAUGAUGACAGUCUAUUAGUUUAUGAACCAACUGUUAGAAAUUCAGGUAUGUUAAAAUAACCAUAAAUUUGAUAGGCAUUCCAGAUGGCAAAUUUUUAGAGAAAAGAAAAUACAAAAACGCUUAUAAUAAUAAUGAGUUUUUCUCACCCAAUGAUUUAAUUGUAGGCAAUGAAGUAAUGAUAAAUGGGUGGAAAUUUUAAUUACUUGAUUGUGAUGAGUUCACUAAAAAAUGGUAUGCUGAAAAUUUUAAAUGA